ACCAACAUAGGCAUUUCCAAAGUUUUCACAGUACACUGGUUAGAUAUGACCACCACCACCUCCUCCAGUGGCAGCCAGCCGCCACAACCAUCGGCUGAACCCCAGCUGAUCCCGAAGCUCCCAGAUGACGUGUCCAUCGACUGCCUAGCAAAAGUCCCCAGCUCCCAUUACCGUGAUCUCUCUCUUGUCUCAAAAACAUGGCACUCCGCCAUAACCUCCUCUACACUCUUGACCGCCCGGUCCCGCCUCCGUACCACCCAAACCUUUCUUUACCUUAACCUCCGCAUCGACAACUCCGUCGACUGGUACACUCUCGUCCCUAAUUGCCAAAACCCACAAAAACUCAUUUUUCCCCUUCCCCGCAACCGGGUCCAGCCCGUAGGGCCCGCGUUGGCUGUCCUAGGCCCGAAAAUAUACGUAAUUGGGGGGGCUUUUGAUGGAAUUCCGUCAAAUUCGAUGUGGGUUUAUGAUUGUAGGUUCAAUAGGUGGGAGGAAGGCCCUAGAAUGAAGGUGGGCCGGGAGUUCGCCGGAGCCGGGGUUGUUGAUGGGAAGAUUUAUGUUCUAGGUGGUUGUGUUGUGGAUGGUACGGCUCAGUCUAUGGACUGGGCCGAGGUUUUUGACCCGGUUACCGGGUUGUGGACCACGGUGCCGAGCCCUGUUGAGGUGAGGUUGAAGCGGAUGCACGCGAGCGUGGUGAUGGAGGGGAGAGUUUAUGCAAUGGCGGGUAGAAGUGGGGAGGUGUAUGAUGUUGGGGUGGUCGGGAAGUGCGGAAACGUGUUAAUAAUUUGUCGGCGGCAGCCUGCGGUGGUUCAGGGAGUGUUGUAUUGUUGCAAUAUUUUUGGGAAGAUUGCAGGGUAUGAUGUGGAGGAAGGUGUUUGGAAGGAGUUGAAGGGUGUAGGGAAAGGGUUGCCUACGUUCGUCUAUGGCACAACGAUGGUGAAUUUCGAUGGGAGGUUGUGUGUUGUUUGGGAGAAAAAGGGAAGUGGGAAGGAGGUGGAGAUAAAGUGUGCGGAUAUUGAAGUUUGGAAGGAUGGGGAUGGAAUGUUGGCUGGAAGGAUUUUGUGGUCUGGUGUGAUUCUCAAAGUUCCUAAUGGAGCUGAGAUUGUGCAUUGUAUGGCAGCUGAGUUCUGAUCGUGAUGUUUGGUGCAGGGCAUGGCAAUUGUUCUUUGGUGGACAUGUUGUUUAUAAUAUUCAGGAUUCUCACUGCAAUCGAUUUUUCCAACUAUUCCGGUUGAGAAGUAGGUGAUAAAUUGCUCCUUAGCAGAAUGAUACUACUGCAGUUUCGUCUAGCUCAGAUUGUGUGACUAAGCUACAUUGGAUUAGCUAUCCAGCUGCUUCAGAUUCUCCAAAAUGCCGAGGUGUAUUGCGUAGUCCAAGUCACCACCACCUGUAGUCCAUUGGUUGAUAAUUUGCUGGCCAAGUUUGCUAUAGCCAAUCUGGAAAUUACCUGUAUUAUUCUCGACAAUAUCUACUUUCUCCAAUAUGUGUGUAUAGUAGGGUUUAUCUGCAGCUGGCAGUGUAAGUUCGACCGGUCCUGCUGCUUCUUCUUGUAUGUACCUUUCUUUCCCCUUUUGAUUCUAUAGUAAUUUACUGUGCUCACACAGACCAGUGGAUGUCAGAUAAGUUCAUGUGUUUAUUCGUGCAUUGUGCUAUAAAUUCUACUCCCUCAGUUAUUGGUUUCAGAAU
Molecule: messenger RNA, 1686 nt
Organism: Coffea eugenioides
Lineage: Eukaryota; Viridiplantae; Streptophyta; Magnoliopsida; Gentianales; Rubiaceae
Product: F-box/kelch-repeat protein SKIP6-like
Exons: 2
Coding region: 46-1131 (361 amino acids)
Molecular function (GO): protein binding
Source: RefSeq, a predicted model, not a curated record